AUGGCUACCAACUCAGCUGUACCUGAAGAUAAUUCUGAUGCGAAUACUAUUAUUAUUUGUGAUGAUGCUCAUUAUCCACCAGUUAUUAAAUAUUUUUUCUCGAAUUUAUGUAUCGAUGUGGAAAAAAAUAGAUGGUCUGCUAAAUGUAAUAACUGCUCUGCAAAUGUCAACGAUACAUAUAAAACGACUUCAAAUUUUAUAAAGCACUUAAAGAACAAGCAUCAACCUAUGCAUGAAGAAUGGAAGAAAAAUCAAAAUAUACCAGUGAAAAAUAAAACUCAACCACAAAUAAAUAACAUUUUUCCUACUACAGGUGAAAAAUAUUCUAUGAAUAACCAAAAACAAAAACAAAUAACCAACAGCAUUAUUCAAAAUCUUAUUAUCAAUAUGGGUCUUCCAUUGUCUAUUGUCGAUCAUAUAUCGUUCAAAAACUUUUUAAAUGAUGUCGAUGCUAAAUAUAAACCUAUUAAUAGACGUGAUCUUACACGUGUAUUUUUACCUGAAUUACAAAAGAAAUGUUCAUCAAAACUAAAAGAAAUAUGUGCUCAAGCAAAGUAUGUUAGUCUCACACUCGACAUAUGGUGUGAUCGUUGUAUGCGUUCAUAUUUUGGUGUCACGCUUCAUACAAUUAUUAAUGAUAAAUAUAAAACAUUUUUACUUUCAUUUGAACGACUAGAAGGCAAGCAUACAAGUGAUAAGCUUGCAGAAGAAUUCGAUCGGAUAAUACAGCUUUACAAUUUAAAAGAUAAAGUUGUCCGAUUGAUAACUGAUAACGCCAGUAACAACCUGGCUGCAUUUGAUAAUAUUGUUUUACCGGGAUUUGAUGAUUAUUUUGAGAACAUUUCUGAUGAUUCAACUGAAUCAGAUUCUAGUGAUAAAGAAGAUGAUGAUUUUAUGCCUGUACCUGGUGAAGAAAAACAAUUAGAAUUGCAUCAGACUGAUGAUUCUAUUUAUCAAGAUACAUUAAAUUCAACAAGCGAAGAAUAUUUACGUAUACCAUGUUUUGGUCAUUGUCUACAAUUGGUUGUCAAUGAUGGAAUAAAAGCCAGUGCUGUAGCUAUAUCUUCACUUCAAAAAGUAGCAAGUUUGGCGAAACUUGCUCAUACUAGCACUGGUUUUUCAGAACAAUUAGCGAAGUUCAAAUUAACUAUUCCACGGGCUAACCGUACCAGGUGGAACAGCCAGUUUUUAACAGUAAAGAAAGUUACUGAAAUUCCAACAUCAACACUUAACUCAAUAUUAACUGAUUUGAAAAAAACUGAUCUUAUACUUAAUAGUAAAGACAGAAAAAUUUUAGAAGAAUUUGUAUCUUUAUUUGAGUUAUUUGAUGAAGCUACUGUGUUAACUCAAGGUGAAUCCUAUGCUACAAUUUCUCUUGUGGCUCCUACGGUUCUUGGUCUUCUUUUUGAUCUAGAGCGUGAACUUUCUUCGGCUACUUUAAUUCUUGCUUCUUUAUGUAAAGCCUUGAUUGAAUCAAUCAAAGCUCGGUUUAGUGGUCUUCUUCGUCAUUUCGAAAUCGAAGUACCUUUUGAUACUUAUAGUAUGUCUGAACGUUUUUCCGAUUUAAUUUUCCUUAUUGCACCACUUCUAGAUGCUCGUUUUAAAUUGUUAUGGCUUGAUAAUCUUGAUACAGUUGUUAAACUACGUGUUCUUGAAAAAAUUCGUGGUGCUUAUGUGCGUUUUUUUUCUAAAAUAAAUUUGUCUGUGCCACAGAAUAUGGAAGCCGAUGUACCGAACACAGCUGACGUUAGUUUUGAUAUUAUCAUGAAGAACACGGAUUCUCUAACUAAACGAAAAUGUCUUUUUCCUUAUUUAAAUAAAAAUAAAAAAGUUGUUAGUGAAGAUAAAUCAAAAAUUUUGAUUGAGCUGGACGCCUAUUUAUGUGAAGAAAGUCGUGAGCCUAAUUUACUUUUCAAUAAGAAACAUUUGUAUCCGCGUUUAUAUGAAUUAGCUCUAAAAUACUUGUCAGUACCGGCAACAUCGGCUCCCAUAGAAAGAGUAUUUUCUCAAAGUGGAUUCAUUAUGCGUCCACAUCGUGCGUCAUUAACUGCAAACAAUGUUUGUUUACUCACUUUUCUGAAAUGUAAUAAGUUUUUGUUGUGAUUUAAUUGAUUUGAAAAUGAAAAUAAAAUAAAAUAAAAGUAGUAUUUCGAUUUUGUACGCAUAUAAUAUUCUAUUUAGGGCUGAACGCAGCAUAUUCUAGAGCAUUAAGUCUACUUGUUCGAAAAAUUAUUCUAAGGCGUCCUAGUCCUGUUUACACAUUGGUAUUGGUUUGGCACUAGUAUUCGAGUACGACUUUUCUUGUACUCGUACUCGAAAUACUCGUACUCGAGUACGAUUUUGUUGUACUCGUACUCGUACUCGUACUCGAGCGUCAGUACUCGUACUCGUACUCGUACUCGGGGGGUCAUUACUCGUACUUGUACUCGUGCUCGGGGGGUCAGUACUCGUACUCGUACUCGUACUCGAGAAAGUCUGUACUUGCCCAGCUCUGGUUCUCGACUAAUAUUUUGUUCAUCAAGAAAUAAAAUAAAAUCGUUGUACAGUUUUUUAUGGUAAUAAUCGUUGUUGAGCUAUUCAGUUAGGUACGUACAAAGAUCUUCGAUCUUCUCGUAGCAGACGGCUAAAUUCAUUUUAGGAUCCUGUAAUUGUUCAGAAUAAGGCUUGGUAAGCGAGGAAAUCCUUGAUACAAUGACCAAAGCUACAGCAAACUCAAUAUCCAUGAUUGAUUUUUGAUAAGCUCGGCAUAUUGCAGUAGGCUCUGCAUCAGCUGUUUCUUUCAAAUAUUUCAGUGCCAUAGUAAUUGAGGAAAAAAACUGUCGAAAUACUCUAAUGGCUAAAUGUUUCUCCACUCAUCUAGUUUCACAAAGUUUGAGAAGCGUUCGUCACCGAGUUUCAUCACCAUUUGUUGCUUCAACAACACGCUAAAUUCAACAGAUACCUUCUCCGUAAGUCUUAUGAAAAUCAAAAUGGUU
Rotaria sp. Silwood2 is the source of this 2975-nucleotide messenger RNA. NCBI's taxonomy places the organism in Eukaryota, Metazoa, Rotifera, Eurotatoria, Philodinida, Philodinidae. The record is from the annotation of a GenBank genome assembly.